CAGACUUCUUCUUUUCCUUCAUCACUCUUCAGGACACUCGCUUUUUACAUCGUAUUUGUUCGAUUCGAUUCUGACUCUCGCUAAAGUCUAACUUCACUACCCAUUGCUCCAUAAUACAGAAUUCACGUCCCGCCCCGUCUAUAUUGUCCUCUGAGUACCACAGAUUUCCAAUCACACGAUCGAAAUAUUCAAAAUGAAGUACUCCGCCAUCAUCGUCGCCCUCGCCGCCGGCGCUUUCGCCAUUCCCCAGGCUUCCACAAUUACCAGCGCUCCCCCCACUGCCGCUAGCGCUGCUCUCACCCCUCAGGUUAGCUGCGCGCUCGCCUGCCCGGCCAGUGACGUUACCUGCCAAGCUGCAUGCUUGGGCAAUGCACGUCCCAACGAAUCCCAGGUUAUUGAGACCAACAAUUGCGCUGCCAAGUGUGACCAGGGCGAUGGAACUCCAGCUGCUACUGAGAAGUACAGCCAGUGCGUCCAGGCCUGCAUUGCUAGCUACUUCCCCAGCAGCCAGACUCUUGCUGCACCAGCUGCUGGUUCCAACGCUCCCUCGGCGGCCAGCAACGCGGCGAGCGCUACUGGCGCUGCUGCGUCUGGUUCUGCUGGUGCUUCUAACGUUGCCUCAGGCACUGGCGCUAAACCCACUGGUUCUAGCACUGCAUCCGGAGCGGCUGCCUCUUCUAGCUCUACUGGUGCGGCCAGUUCCAACAACGUCCAGCUCGCGGGUGCCGGCCUUGCUGGUCUCUUCAUGGCUGUCUUCGCUUUGUAAAUACUCGUUCUAUCAAAUUAAUGUAGUGCGAUAAUUGGGCAAAGAUUGCAAGAUGGCGGGAAUACGGCCUCGUUUGGUUAAUGAUAAUUUGGAUUACCCGGGUCUGGGGUUGUUAUGGGGUACAGGAAAUGCUGGUGGGUUCGUUCGCCUUCAGAUUUUGUUCAUGUUCUGUUGUGGUAUCAUAUUGGAGAAAGCUGGUGUGCGUAGUUGUAGCUGCUAGUUCGCUAGUGUAUUUGCGAAUCUUUCAGUGCCACAUGGGUCUCAUCUGAAAAUUUUCCAUGUGGCCGUGAAU
Messenger RNA from Lindgomyces ingoldianus, 1058 nucleotides. RefSeq lists its product as uncharacterized. The record is from RefSeq and is a predicted model, not a curated record. The coding region runs from base 194 to 766 and encodes 190 amino acids. Lineage: Eukaryota; Fungi; Ascomycota; Dothideomycetes; Pleosporales; Lindgomycetaceae. The transcript has 3 exons.